This is a messenger RNA of Prosopis cineraria, 1824 nucleotides long. RefSeq lists its product as uncharacterized. Gene Ontology annotation, biological process: tRNA methylation. Bases 191 to 1624 code for a protein of 477 amino acids. The transcript has 9 exons. The record is from RefSeq and is a predicted model, not a curated record. NCBI's taxonomy places the organism in Eukaryota, Viridiplantae, Streptophyta, Magnoliopsida, Fabales, Fabaceae.
AAACGGAAGAGGAAGAAAUCAAGAAAUUCAGAAAUUGUGAGUGAGUCUCUCCUCCGCCUGACACACCCCGUGACUGUGAGGGCGGGGAUCGCGGUCCUCGCUUUUUAUUCGGGAGAGGCAAGCGAAUAACGAAGGAAGGAAGCAUCGCGACUCACAUAUACUACUGUGCCUUAUUUUGCCUUCUCUUAGCAUGGGGGAGCAAAACCGUCCCGAGCAUGAUAUAGGGCUCGAAGGCGAGAAAGGCGCUGACAUGGAGAAGCGCUGCAAUUUCUGGCUCCCUAGGAAAAGCAGAUUCUGUGCAAACUCGCGCCUCAAAGAUUCCUUAUUCUGCGGCAAUCACAACUCAAGGUCCGAAGGCCAGUGGAUCCCGUGUCCCAUAGAUCCUUCCCACUCAGUACUUAAGCAAAACGUGGAAGGACAUGUUAAGCGAUGCCCGAUACUGAAACAAGUUCAAUCGCUGUCUCUCCAACCUUUUUAUCGAAAGGGCAUUAAUGCUGGCAAUGAAGAUGAAGAAACGUUAAGAGUUCGUGAUUCAAUAUUGCCGAAGACCGUCACGAUGCCUCUGGAUAACAUUUCUUCGGAAAUGAAGAGAGAUGUUGUUCAUAAUAUUAGUGUUCUUGAAUUCUCAAAUUUAAUUGGAAAGAUCGAAUCUGUUUAUGAAUCGUUCUCCAAGGAUAUUCAAGACUCGUAUCAGAUUUCAGAGGUUUGCAGUCGAUGGAUUAAAUGUGCAGGAGAGGAGAGGAAAUUGCCAUUUCAAGAGAAACAUGUAAUGCAACAGGCAUCUAUUCUGGGAAACCUGGAAAUUUUUGGUGUGCUAAGGAGUUCUCUAGGAAGGAAACCAUCCGAGUGCAAGGAGGAGGAGGAGGAGGAGGAUGGUGUCCCAGCGGUGAUUGAGUUUGGAGCCGGCAGAGGAUACUUGACGCAAAUGCUUGCAGAUUGUUAUGGAAUUAAAAAAGUUUUCCUAGUUGAGAGAAAGUCUUAUAAACUAAAGGCUGAUCGAUCCUUGCGACAGAAUGAGGGCUUGAUGUUAGAGCGUUUCAGAAUUGACAUUGAAGAUUUAGAUUUAAAUGCUGUUGAGUCUUUGGAAGGAGUUCCUUUUCUGGCGAUUGGUAAACAUCUAUGCGGGGCUGCAACAGACUUGGCUUUGAGAUGUUGCUUUCCCGAAAAAAAUGACCAGUGUGAUGCUAACAAGAACUUCGGAGGCUUGGCCAUCGCAACAUGUUGCCAUCAUCUUUGCCAGUGGAAACACUAUACAAAUAAGAAAUAUUUUUUGGACUUGGGGAUAACAAAGGAUCAAUUCCAUGCCAUCACAUGGUUUACCAGCUGGGCUGUAGAUGCUAAUCAUGGUUCAGAAAUUUCAGAUAUUACUGAUUGUGCUUCAAAUUUACUGUCAAUUGACAGAGAAAAUGGUGACCAGCACGCAAGCGGAGUUGAAAAAAUUCUUACCGACAUGAAACCAUCUGAAAGGGCAGCGCUGGGUUUUAAAUGCAAGCGGAUGAUUGACAUGGGGAGGUUGUUGUGGCUAAGGAAACGAGGCUUGGAUACGCAGCUUGUCAGAUAUGUUCCCUCAACCAUUUCUCCCGAGAAUUAUUUGCUAAUUGCCAAGCCUCAUAGUCGUAUGUGAUGUGUGUGUGUGGGUGUGUUAAAUUUAAAUUUUGGUAAGGACUCACCCCCUUUUUUUCUUUCACCAUUUUGUUGGGCUGAGAUUGAGACGUUUUCUGUGCUUUUCUUCGUUUCCCUUGUAUGCUGAAGUUAUACCAACGAUUGAGGAUGCCGAGCUUGAAUGAUAUUGCAACUCUUGAAUCAUUGUUUUUUCUGGUUGAA